Galleria mellonella (greater wax moth) is the source of this 1998-nucleotide messenger RNA. Its product is annotated as trichohyalin-like. The coding region runs from base 224 to 1993 and encodes 589 amino acids. The transcript is spliced from 13 exons. The record is from RefSeq and is a predicted model, not a curated record. Lineage: Eukaryota; Metazoa; Arthropoda; Insecta; Lepidoptera; Pyralidae.
AUCAAGUUGAAUAUUUGAUAUCAAUAUGAAAUUAUUAGCAAUCAAUACAGUCAAAGAUUUUAAAUAUUUAUUUAAUUAAUUUCUAAAUAAUAUUGUAUACAGUUACUAUGAUAUUUGCUGCGAGAAUAUUUUAUUCUUCAUAAUUUUUUAAGAGCUUGGUAUUUCGCUCGUAUUUUUUUUUAUUUCAAGAAAAGAACUUCUGUAAUAAUUAGCACAGGCCGAUAUGCCGAUAGCGCUAAGCAAAGCGGAGUGGGGCCGUAUUGUACGCUGGACCGAACAGGACAAGGAGGACCCGGAAAAUGUACACCGGCGAAAAUAUGUUCAGUACUUGGAUGCCACCUCCAGGGAGAUGACCAAAUCAUGGCCCAAUUCCGUCGAGAACGUGAACAAACGCAAUGAGGAACUACGGCGCGCACGCAUCGAGGCUGCAGAGCAAGCCAACACGAUGUUCUACAAGCGCUAUGUGAGACGCAAACGGGAGGAACAACAGCGGCUCAUGCACAACGCCAGGGAUACUGUUUUCAAGAACAAGGAUGCGCCGAAACUAUUGCUUAGCGCAGUUAUCGAGACAGUAAUUCAGAAAGAGCGUCAAGAACAGCUGAAGUUUCUUGCGGAACAGCGGCAGAGAGAGGCGGAACACAAGAAAAAGGAUGACGAUGACUUAAUCAGAAAAGCGAAGGAGUGGCACGAGCUGAUGGAAUUGAAGAGGAAGCGAAGAUUUGAAGCCAACAAGCAACAUCAAAAGGAUAUACUAGACCAGGCACGUGAAGUUGCAGAAAGGAAUAGAAUCGAGUAUGAAGCUGAGCUGAAUCUUCAAAAGAUAGACAACAUCAGAGCUAACCAAGAGAUGGCCGAUCUUAAGGAUUUUAAAGAAAAAUUCUGCGCGGAGGAGAAGGCGCGUAUCUGGGCGGACAUGGAACGGUCGCGGCACGAGGCGGAGCGGCGGUCGCGCGAGCAGGCGGCGCGCGGCCGCCGCGACGAGCGGCUGCUGCUCGUGCUGCAGGACGCCAGCACGCGCGUCCACGCGCUACGCACGCGCGCCGAGAACGAGUUAAAGGAAGAAAAACUACGCGUGCUGGAAAAGAUCAGCCAAAAGUUGGAAUCCGGCGACGCAGCGCGCGAGGCUAAGGAGCAGGCUAUACUAGAAAAAGCAAUCAAGGAGAAGGAAGCUGCUGCGGAAGCACGUCGCGAGGCGCAUGAACGCAAGAAGGCACAAUUUAAGCAGGACAGGAUUGACACUAGAAACAAGUUCUUACGCGAUGAGGAGCAACGGCUACACGAGUUCAACACAAUGCGACAGUGGGAGAUCAUGAACAGAUUCAAAAAUGCAGAACUGUACGAAGACUUCAAAGAUAAAUCACGACUGGAGCGAGAACGCAAAAUAAAAGAGUACAGGGACGACAUCCUCAAACAGUGGCGCGAGCGCGAAGAGUGCGAGGCGCGGUGGCGGGAGGAGACGCGGCAGUUGCACGGGCCGCGCGCCGAGCUCGAGCGGCGCCGCGCCGACCGCGCGGUGCUGGCGCGCGGCGCCGCGCUGCUGCGGGACGCGCGCCGCCGCCGCCGCCCCGAGCGCCCGCUGCGCCGCGCCCUGCAUCGCUACUGCAAGCUACAUCGACUGUACCCAAUGCCGGAGCUGGCAGCAUCGAUGCAGGAACACUUCGAAUCUUACGCGCCGAGAGACGACUCCCAGCUAGACCCCAACUACACAGAGCCGGCCCCGCCGCCGACGGACUUGGAUCCAGACGCGUCCGAUCCAGAGGAUCAACAACAGCCGGACACGGUUCCGCAGGGCAAAAAGAACGGCUUGCAGGAGAUAGGGAAGGCUGGACUCCCUAAGCUGAGUGAAGAGAAGGAAGAGAAAUCGGACGACUAUAAAAGGAAGGGUCGUGCUAAUGGAUUACAAAGGAAGAAUAGCCAAAAAGACCUAACUCUUCCGCGUAUAAAGGCGCCCCCCUGCCCGGCGGAGAGCUGCCGCUGCGAGACGAAGAAAUAAAACGA